UUAUCCAGUUGUCCAAUAUACUUCAAGCAAGCUCUGCGACGAAAGAUGCUCAAGCUCGGAAUCGCUGAACGCGAAAUCUACAUUUCAAUGGAAGAAGGGGCGAUGGAUGAGCUAACUACAAUCCGCCAAUUUGAAAUUGUGCGCUCUGGAAUUCUCAAUGUGCAGUGCACAAUUCGGGAGGAAUGCCAAGACCAAGGCAUCGCGUACUCAACUGAAGCUUGGGCCAAGUUCUGGAAAUAUUUCGUCCACACCUGGAUUAAAAAGUACAAGCCCGAAGACUGGAACGUGUACGGUGUGCAAGAGGACAUCGUGAAUCGGACUAAUAAUCCGUUGGAAAGCUAUAAUCGAACAUUGAACCGCGCUAUGGGGGAUCCCCACCCGACA
Molecule: messenger RNA, 384 nt
Organism: Phytophthora sojae
Lineage: Eukaryota; Oomycota; Peronosporomycetes; Peronosporales; Peronosporaceae
Exons: 1
Source: RefSeq, a predicted model, not a curated record